CAUUAAGCAGCAUUGCUUUACCGAGAUGACUGCCUGUGGACUGCACUGAGUUUGAAUUGUGCAGCUAAGGGAUAAAAACAUAUGAAAACAAAGUCACUCAGAACCUUGAGAAUCCAUGAGGACAUAAAAGAGAGUGCGUAAAACUAACUCAUUUGGAGCCAAGACUUGCAGCAGGAUCAUACAAAGACUGAGAUGGAUGUAAUGAUGUGGAAACGCUGACCCCCUUUUUGAAUUAUCAGACUUUUGAGUCGACCAGUCAAGGAAUGGGGAGACGAGCAGCUGACCUGACGACUUCGGUUCCGGUUUUAGGAGUCCCUGCCUUGGUUGGCGUGCGUGGUUGGAAGGCAACAGGAGGAGACAGAUCCGGAGGAGCCCUGUGGGGACUUCAGUGCAGUGUUGGUGUUCAGACAUCCCCUGCGAUAAGUAGACCUCCUACCCAGCUAACUGAUACACUCUCAGAUAACAUUAGUCAAACAUCCAACAGCUAUAUUACCAAGGAAACGGAAGACAAGGAGAUACUGCUAACAAAGAGUGACAAGGAGAAAAAGGCUAUUCUAAAACAGAAAAGUGGCGAAUCCAAGACCAAAAAGGAAGUGACUUUCAAAGCACUUGGAGGUGAGGCCUCAAAGGAUGUGGCCUGCUGUCAGAGGAACAGUAGAGGGACUUAUUGCUAUACCAGGGCAAUCAAGACAAAUCCACACAUUGCAGGGAAUGCCAGGUCUAAUUGUAAAUCUGGUAACCGUUACACUAAUGGCAGUGUGGUUGACUCAGAGGCAAUCGGUGGGAUUACCGUACACAAUGAUGAGGCCGAGCCUGUAAAGGGAGCAACCUGUCGUGGAGGAGACCGGACCAGAUUGCAAGGUCAUUAUACAGAUUUGUGUAGGAAGACGCUGCCAUUAUCUGCUGCCCGACCUUUUGGUAUGCCUCAAAAAAUAUGCAACCACUGUGGAGGGAGACAGUCUGUAACCAACAAAGCUGCUAUUAUAGGGGAGAAAAUUCCUACUCCCAAUGCUUUCCUUAGAGGGAACUCUUUAAACUCAUCCUUCACCUCACUCUCGACCUCUACGCCUUUCCAAAUAUCCCACACUGAAAAAAACCCUACGGCAAACCAACAACUCUCCGACAGCAUUAAUAAUACUGACAACAGGACCCAAAUUACAGUCAAUCCGCAAUUAUUAUACGUUAAUGAGGAACUAAGGUAUCGAAAAACACCACACCCUGCAUGCCCGGUCCACUCUAUAGGCAAUCAAGUCACUUUGUCAAAUAUAAAUCCUGCCAGAAGUGAAACAUCAAUCCAACCUACAACUGUCCUACAUGCUAAAACCAUCACUAUCACAAAAGCAACAAUAGAAACCAGACAGGAUGUUUCCAGUGAAAAAUUUGGUGCCAAACCUCCACAGGACCAUAAGCUCUCUCGUCCAAUAACUCUCCCUUUGACCCCCAAGUUGGCCAUAGCUACCAAGGCCAACAACCCACAUUCGCACACUUACCCCAAGCGCAUUAAGACAACACAACACAUUUCUACACAAUACAAUGAAUCUCAAAAUGUAUGUGUGUCUAUACAUGCUGCACCUGAGAUUACACUGUCACCACCUUCGCAUUUCUAUACUGUAGCCACAGGGACUGGAAAUACAUCCAGUACCAACACACUCAUAUCAACCACAGUUUUUAAUUCUGCACCAACGUCCACUGAAAGCAUAGCUGCUAAAGUCAAUACUCAGCACAAGCCUGUCCACCGCAUGCUCUACUUGAACAUCAUAAACUACAAGAAAAGGGAUCCACAGUAG
Molecule: messenger RNA, 1787 nt
Organism: Pundamilia nyererei
Lineage: Eukaryota; Metazoa; Chordata; Actinopteri; Cichliformes; Cichlidae
Exons: 3
Coding region: 264-1787 (507 amino acids)
Source: RefSeq, a predicted model, not a curated record